CUGGCGAUUGCUCGAUCAUGACGCGAUCUUCACCAGCUUCGAUUGUUGCCCGAGCUUUUCUCGUCUGGCUUUUCGCAACCAUAUCGGUCUCGAUCCCCACGUGCCGCGCUCAGUUCGCCUUUUCGUCUGCCUCUGCCGGAGCCGUGGCUUCCGCUGGUGGUGUCACCGUGGUGGCCCAGCUUCCCAGGUUAGGAGUAAUCAAUGGUCUCAUUAAUGGGUUGCACAACAAUCACUUUGGACCACAGCAGCAGCAGCAGAUGCAGAGGCUGCAGCAGGGAAGACCCGGAAUGGGACCAGGAAUGGGACCAGGAAUAGGACCCGGAAUGGGACCAGGAAGGGGACCAGGAAGGGGACCAGGAAUCGGACCAGGAAUGGGAGCAGGAAUGGGACCAGGAAUAGGACCCGGAAUGGGACCCAAUAGACGGGGUGGACCGCCCAACCGACAGCAAGCUCCUCCUGGCUGGCCUCCAGGUUGGCAGUGGGGAGCUGCUGGCAAUCAGCCGGGCUUCGGCUGGAACCAACAGCCAGGUUGGAACGGAGGCGGGGCUCCUUCGCGUCCUGGAUGGAAUGGAGGCGGUGGUAUGGGUCCCGGUUGGAAUGGAGGCGGUGGAAUGGGUCCCGGUUGGAAUGGAGGCGGUGGAAUGGGUCCCGGAUGGAAUGGAGGUGUAGGCGGAGGCGGCCCUCCACCGAGACCCGGCUGGAAUGGAGGUGGAAUGCGACCACCUCCACCGAGGCCCGAUUGGGGCGGAGGAAUGGGACCACCGCCAGGAUGGAACGGCUGGGACAACCAGGACUACGAUUGGAACAAUCAGGAUAACGGGGCUCAAACAACGACUCCCGAAACACCAACUUUUCCCACCUCCCCACCAACACCAACCACUCCCAAGGCGGUGGUAACGAAUCCCACCUUCCAGCCACGUCCACCCACACAGCCCACCAAAGACACUCUGAUAAUAGGCACCAAUCGACCGCCGCUGGUGCCACCCCCGAACCAGGUCAAUCCUACUCCAGUGCCACUGCCACUUCCGCUGCCCACACCGGUGCCCCUCCCAUAUCACUCGAUAGAGGCGUCAGAGGAGAGACCCGUCAUAUUCCCCAGUUCCAGCAAGUACGUCCAUCUGCCCAACCAAGAUGUACCCUCCGAACCCAUCGAUGUGAGACGGAGAUGAGUCUUGGGUGGGGACUUCCCCAAACCGCGCUUGUUGAAUAUUCAUAGACCGCUUGAGAUCGUCUUUGUGUCUGGUAAACAGGUUCUGGAGGCAAAAUCCGAUGCUUGACAAAACUCACGAAUUUUUUAAUAAAUAACAGAAAAAACAAACA
Messenger RNA from Drosophila serrata, 1320 nucleotides. RefSeq lists its product as uncharacterized. The record is from RefSeq and is a predicted model, not a curated record. NCBI's taxonomy places the organism in Eukaryota, Metazoa, Arthropoda, Insecta, Diptera, Drosophilidae.